Paralichthys olivaceus (Japanese flounder) is the source of this 1874-nucleotide messenger RNA. It is a transcript of the gene alpi.2, whose product is annotated as alkaline phosphatase, intestinal, tandem duplicate 2. The record is from RefSeq and is a predicted model, not a curated record. Gene Ontology annotation, cellular component: plasma membrane. Gene Ontology annotation, biological process: dephosphorylation. Lineage: Eukaryota; Metazoa; Chordata; Actinopteri; Pleuronectiformes; Paralichthyidae. Gene Ontology annotation, molecular function: alkaline phosphatase activity.
UUUUAUGUAAAGUCAACAUGCUGGCUCAGAAGCACAAGCUCCUUUUUACUGGAUUAUUGAUUUUCAUCUCAGUGCCAUGGACUUGGUGUGUUUCAGAAGAAGAGCUUCAUGCCAGCUACUGGAACAACAAAGGGUGGGAGGCUCUUCAAACCGCCAUUAACAUUCAGCCGAAUAACCACCAGGCCAAGAACAUCAUCCUCUUCCUGGGGGAUGGUAUGGGGGUGCCGACGGUGACGGCCGCUCGGAUCCUCAAAGGCCAGUUGGCAGGAAAAUCAGGGGAGGAGACCAGCCUGGUCAUGGAUACCUUUCCUUACCUGGCGCUGUCAAAGACGUACAAUGUUGACCAGCAGAUGCCAGACAGCGCUGGCACAGCCACAGCUUACUUAUGCGGGGUGAAGGCUAACUACGGCACCCUGGGUGUCACUGCCGCCACUCCGAGGUCCAACUGUAGUGCAAGCUAUGGGAAUGAAGUCAAAUCAGUUCUGUACCGUGCCAAGAAAGCAGGAAAAUCUGUGGGCAUUGUCACAACAACUCGAGUGCAGCACGCCUCUCCUGGUGCAAACUAUGCUCACACUCCUGAUAGAGGGUGGUAUUCUGACUCCGACCUCACCUCUGAGGCAGUCCAGAAUGGAUGUCGUGACAUUGCAUAUCAGCUGAUCAAGAACGUAGAAAUAGAUGUCAUUCUUGGUGGAGGACGUCAGUACAUGUUUCCUAAUAAUGUGAAAGACCCAGAGUAUCCAGAUUAUAGAGGGGACCGACGUGACGGACAAAAUCUUGUUUCUGAGUGGCUUAAGAAAAAAAUGAGAGCUAAAUAUGUUUGGAACAAAGCUCAGUUUGAUGCUGUCAAUCCUGCCGAAAUAGACUUCCUGAUGGGUCUAUUUGAGCCCAAAGACUGUCGCUAUGAGUUGGAGCGGGAUCCCACUAUGGACCCAUCGCUCACUGAGAUGGUGGAGAAAGCAAUAAAGAUUCUCAGCAAGAACCCCAAGGGUUUUUUCCUCUUUGUGGAAGGUGGGAGAAUUGACCAUGGGCACCAUGAUGGGAGGGCCAUAAGAGCUCUGCACGAGGCCGUGGAGCUGGACCGGGCGAUUGGGCGAGCAGCUGAACUCACCAGUGAACAGGACACCCUGUCUGUGGUCACCGCUGACCACUCCCACGUCUUUGCCUUCGGAGGCUCUUCUGCCAGAGGAAACUCUGUGUUAGGUGUGUCUCGCUCAUUAGGAACCGACAACAAGCACUUCACCACUGCUGUGUACGGGAACGGACCAGGAUACCAGAUUGUAAACGGAACUCGCCCGGAUAUGAAUGAGUCAAUUUCAUCGGGUAAAGAUUACCGUCAGCAGGCUCCUGUCCCUCUGAAGUCAGAGACCCAUGGCAUAGAGGAUGUAGCCAUCUUUGCCAAAGGUCCCAUGUCGCACCUCUUCCACGGUGUCCAGGAGCAGAGCUACAUCGCCCAUGUCAUGGCAUUCUCUGCCCGUUUGGAGCCCUACGACAACUCCAGACCACCCAACCACGCCGGAGCCAUGGGCCCGAGCCUGCUGCUCCUCCUGUUGGGCCUUCUCCUCAUCUCGCUCUACUCAGUCUGAGCCUGAGAUGACGGCCUCUGGAGAAACUGUGCAGAAGUUGUAAUAACCAUGCAAUCAGACAUUUUUGUUGAAAAAAGAGAAAAUCUUCACAUUGUACUUUUUGUGAAGAACUGACUGGGGGGGGGGUUCUGCUUAUUCUUGUGACCUUGUUAAAAUGUGUUAUUACUGCAAAGAGUAACAGUCAUGUAACACUCCAUUUAUUUAUAUGAAAAUAUAAUACAUUUUAACAUUAAAGUAUGUUUGAAUAAAGAAGAUAGUUCCUUAUUAUGCUGGUUAUAGAUUCUUCUCAUG